UAACACAGUUCUUUCAGUUGAGCAGCUUCAGAAAAAUGGGACAUUCUUCUAUAAUCUCUCUCUGCACUCUUGUUCUUCUUCUUCUCUUCUUUUCUCCAUCAACUCAUGCAUCUGCAUCCGAUGAGGCAGCGCUGCUCGCGAAGAGGCUCAUCAGUGACCUCAAUCUGUUCCCCGACGAUGCCGUCAACGUCGUUCCCGUUGCUAAUUCCUCGCUCCAACCGCGCAAGAUCGUCGAGAAGCGCCUCAGGUUCCCGAACCUGGUAGCUUCGGAUUCCGAGCCUUCGGUUGAGGAUUUGGGUCACCAUGCUGGUUAUUACCCCAUUGAACAUUCACAUGCUGCUAGGAUGUUCUACUUCUUCUUUGAAUCACGCAACAGGAAGGAGGAUCCUGUCGUUAUUUGGUUGACAGGGGGACCUGGGUGUAGCAGUGAAUUGGCUUUGUUUUAUGAAAAUGGCCCUUUCAAAGUUGCUGAUGACUUGUCUCUUGUUUGGAACGAGUAUGGUUGGGACAAGGCAUCAAACCUUUUGUAUGUUGACCAACCAACUGGAACUGGCUUUAGCUACAGUACUGAUUUGCGCGACAUUCGUCAUAAUGAAGAUGGUGUCAGCAAUGACCUGUAUGACUUUAUUCAGGCCUUCUUCGCGGAGCAUCCUCAAUAUGCAAAAAAUGACUUCUUUAUUACAGGUGAAUCAUAUGCUGGACACUACAUUCCUGCUUUUGCAUCACGGAUCCAUCGGGGCAACAAAGCUAAAGAAGGAAUUCAUAUAAACCUGAAGGGAUUUGCCAUUGGUAAUGGACUUACUAACCCUGCAAUUCAGUAUAAAGCUUACCCAGAUUAUGCAUUGGAAAUGGGAAUCAUUAAGAAGGCUACACGAAACCGCCUUAACAAAGUACUGGUUCCAGCCUGUGAAUUGGCUAUAAAACUAUGUGGCACUAAUGGAAAAACUUCCUGCGUGGCUGCAUACGUAGCUUGCAAUCUCAUAUUCAGUAACAUUAUGUUACAUGCCGGAGACACAAAUUACUAUGAUAUCAGAAAAAAGUGCGAGGGGAGCCUUUGCUAUGAUUUUUCAAACGUGGAGAAGUUCCUGAACCAAAAAUCUGUUCGGGACUCACUAGGGGUUGGGAAAAUUAAUUUUGUUUCUUGUAGCACUGAAGUUUAUAUGGCCAUGUUGGUGGACUGGAUGAGGAAUCUUGAAGUUGGUAUUCCUGCCCUUCUUGAGGAUGGAAUCAAUUUACUUAUUUAUGCCGGGGAAUAUGAUCUAAUCUGCAACUGGCUUGGUAAUUCAAGAUGGGUUCACGCCCUGGAAUGGUCUGGUAAGAAAGAAUUUACAAGCUCACUUGAAGUUCCUUUCGUUGUUGAUGGGUCAGAAGCUGGAUUAUUGAAGAGCUAUGGACCUCUGAGUUUCCUUAAGGUCCAUGAUGCGGGUCACAUGGUUCCAAUGGACCAGCCCAAGGCUGCAUUAGAGAUGCUGAAGAAGUGGACUAAUGGAAGCCUUGCUGAAUCUCGAGCUCAAAAGGAAAAUUUGGUUGCUGAAAUGUGAUAUCUUUUAUUACUUAAUUAAUUAGUCUUGCAAAACGGAACAUAACACAAAUGAGAAAAUAAUGCAGUGAAGUGUGAGAGACCAAUAGGUAGUUUGUGGAAUGUUGUACAUCUCCCAAACUCUGCAUAAUUUCUAAAUGACAUUGUAUUGUGAGUUUUUAUCGUGGAAUAAAACUAGUAUUCUAAAGGAUUUCCAAA
Messenger RNA from Vigna unguiculata (cowpea), 1738 nucleotides. Its product is annotated as serine carboxypeptidase-like. The record is from RefSeq and is a predicted model, not a curated record. NCBI's taxonomy places the organism in Eukaryota, Viridiplantae, Streptophyta, Magnoliopsida, Fabales, Fabaceae. Gene Ontology annotation, biological process: proteolysis. Gene Ontology annotation, molecular function: serine-type carboxypeptidase activity. Gene Ontology annotation, cellular component: vacuole.